Molecule: messenger RNA, 1308 nt
Organism: Trichobilharzia szidati
Lineage: Eukaryota; Metazoa; Platyhelminthes; Trematoda; Strigeidida; Schistosomatidae
Source: the annotation of a GenBank genome assembly
CGGCAACCAUGGGAAUGCAGCUCCUGACGCUGCUCCGCUGCCUUGCGGAUUAGACUCCAAGUCAAAGGCUCGGGGGGUGGUCCCUUAAGAAAACCACCUGCUUCGGUCUGGGCGCUCGGGCAGUAUCUCAGCCCGCACACAAUGAAUGAAUUGAAGCAACGAACUCUCAUUGAAACUCAACACGCGCUAGUAAAAAUGAUUCCAAGCAAUAUGGAUCCCUCAAGCAACUUAUUUCCUUCCUAUCUUACUUUUAUUUUUACACAUAGUUUCCCGAAUUCUACCUUUGCUAACCUUGGCUUCUUAACCUUCGACAGCCUUUCGCCUUUGUCGAGAUUCCCAGCCUAUCCGUGUCGUUUCGAGAUGCUAGUAGGUAGUCCUCAAAAUGGUUGUUCCCAAUGUGACUUCUAACACAGAUAUCCUGAAACCGCGUGCUGCGUUCAAGCUGGCUACCUACAAUGUUCGGACGCUGAUGCAAAUCGGACAACAGGCAGGGUUGGCAAGAACUUUGGAAAGCCUUGCUAUCGAUGUCUACUGCAUUUCGGAGACCCGCAUUCAAGAUCCCAGUGAAGUGCUUCGACUAUCCUCUCCAUCUGGAAGUUCUAGUAGUAUGUACCACCUGCGCUUAUCCGGGGACCCUGUGGCAUCGGCAUCCGGCGUAGCUGGUAUCGGUGUCGCACUGAGCGCUAGAGCUGAAGCUGCACUGCUCGACUGGAUUCCCAUUAACAGUCGUUUAUGUGCUGUGAGGCUGGAAGGAUAUACGAAAGUAAGGAGUAGUAGGCCAGAUAGGCGGUGUCUAUCUGUUGUCUCUGCCUAUGCACCGACGGAUUGCAGCCCGGAUGCAAUGAAAGAUGAGUUUUACUACCAACUGAGCGAUCUGUUGAAACAGGCGGGUCGGAGGGAUAUCGUAGUGCUAGCUGGGGACUUUAAUGCACAGGUCGGGCGUCUAAGCUCAGAGGAGAGUCGUCUAGGUGGUCAGUGGGGACUACAUGGUCGCAGGUCAGAUAAUGGGGACCGUCUUCUGCAGCUUUGCGCGGAUCACAACCUAUUUCUAGCCACCAGUGUUCAUCUAUACUACUUGGGGGGUUGCUGGUAAGCAUUGUUUCCAACUCAUUCUGAUAUUUCAAAGAAGUAGCAGGUGCUACUAGUUUGCUCACAUCAACGCUUAGACGACGGUUUUUACGAACCCCACCAAAUCGCAAGACGGACUUGGCACACACUAACGCAUGAUCGGAGUCCAGGCAUGUGCUCCAGAAGGAGCGACAGUCUUGUAUGCAUCCUCGCCACCGGAAACUGACCGCAAUAUGAUCA